Messenger RNA from Neoarthrinium moseri, 1014 nucleotides. RefSeq lists its product as uncharacterized. Gene Ontology annotation, molecular function: oxidoreductase activity, acting on the CH-OH group of donors, NAD or NADP as acceptor. The transcript has 3 exons. Lineage: Eukaryota; Fungi; Ascomycota; Sordariomycetes; Amphisphaeriales; Apiosporaceae. The record is from RefSeq and is a predicted model, not a curated record. The coding region runs from base 1 to 1014 and encodes 337 amino acids.
AUGACGAAAGUCUUGUUGACAGGCGGAUCGGGCUUCAUUGCCGCACAUAUCCUCGAGCUGCUCCUUCAGCGUGGCCACGAGGUUGUGACCACCGUCAGGUCAGAUGACAAGGCCUCUAAGAUUCGCGAUGCGCACCCAAAUGCAAAGCUCGCUGUGGUGAUUGUGCCAGACAUUGCCAAGUCAGAUGCAUUUGAUGAGGUUGUGAAGACUCCGGGUCUCGAGGUGGUUCUUCACACCGCCUCCCCAUUCCAUUACAACUGGACUGACCCUAAGACCGAGUUGUUGGACCCAGCAAUCAUUGGUACCACAUCGAUUCUCAAAGCCAUCAAGAAAUCUGCCCCAGGCGUGAAGCGCGUUGUCAUCACCAGCUCAUUUGCUUCUAUCCUUUCGGAGAAGGGACUUGCCGAUCCCAAGAAGGUCUUUUCCGAAGCCGACUGGAACCCCAACACAUACGAGGAUGGCCUGAAGGAUAACAAAGCCACAUCAUACCGGGUUUCCAAGACCAUUGCUGAGAAGUCGGCAUGGAAGUUUAUCGAGGAGGAGAAGCCCAACUUUGAUCUCGCAACCGUCUGUCCCCCGCUGGUCUUCGGCCCUAUCGUGCACCACCUCAACUCGCUCUCGGCCAUCAACACCUCCAACCAGCGCUUUGUCGAUCUGAUCCAGGGCAAAUUCAAGGACGAGAUCCCGCCAACCGGCGUCUACUUCUGGGUUGAUGUGCGCGACGUUGCGCUGGCGCACGUUGAGGCAUUUGAGCGCCCUGAAGCUGGUGGGAAGCGUUUCUUCACUACGGCCGGCAAGUUCAACAACCGCGAGGUCGUGGCCGCGGUCCGCAAGAACUUCCCCGAGCUGAAGGACAAGCUCCCGUCCGAAGGUGUCAAGGGUGGCGACUAUCCUGAGGGAGGCGUCUAUGGUUACGAUAACUCACGGGCCACCAAGGAGCUCGGUAUCAACUGGAUCUCGAUCGAGAAGAGUUCGGUUGAUACUGUCAAGAGCCUUCAGGCCGUAGGCGCAUAG